Molecule: messenger RNA, 1362 nt
Organism: Bubalus bubalis (water buffalo)
Lineage: Eukaryota; Metazoa; Chordata; Mammalia; Artiodactyla; Bovidae
Gene: NR1I3
Product: nuclear receptor subfamily 1 group I member 3
Exons: 9
Coding region: 3-1223 (406 amino acids)
Biological process (GO): cell differentiation; positive regulation of transcription by RNA polymerase II; negative regulation of transcription by RNA polymerase II
Molecular function (GO): RNA polymerase II cis-regulatory region sequence-specific DNA binding; nuclear receptor activity; zinc ion binding
Source: RefSeq, a predicted model, not a curated record
CCAUGUGCCAGCAGCCAGCACCAUGGGCAUGCUGGGAAAACCUCCCACCCAAGUCUUUGCCCUGGGUCCAGAGUCUGUGCCCCAUCCUGGUAAUCGCUGAGAACAACGGAGGCUACACACAACAGACGUUCCUUGUUUUCCAGGGGCCUGCGACAGCCACCCCAAUACCUGAAGCCAUGGGCAGUGGGGAAGACGAGCCGAGGAACUGCGCAGUGUGUGGGGACCGGGCUACAGGCUACCACUUCCAUGCCCUGACUUGUGAGGGCUGCAAGGGCUUCUUCAGGCGAACAGUCAACAAAAGCACCAGUCUCACGUGCCCCUUCGCUGGAAGCUGUGAGGUCAGCAAGGCCCAGAGGCGCCACUGCCCCGCCUGCAGGCUGCAGAAGUGCUUGGAUGCUGGCAUGAAGAAGGACAUGAUCCUAUCGGCAGAAGCCCUGGCAUUGCGGCGAGCAAGACAGGCCCAGCGACGGGCACAGCAAGCAUCGAUGCAGCUGAGUAAGGAGCAGAAAGAGCUAGUCCGGACACUCCUGGGGGCCCACGCUCGCCAUGUGGGCACCAUGUUUGACCAGUUUGUGCAGUUCAGGCCACCAGCUCAUCUGUUCAUCCAUCACCAGCGCUUGCCCACCCUGGUCCCUGUACUGCCCCUACUCAUGCAUUUUGCAGAUGUCAUCACCUUCAUGGUACAGCAAAUCAUCAAGUUCACCAAGGAUCUGCCCCUCUUUCGGUCCUUGCCCACGGAGGACCAGAUCUCCCUUCUCAAGGGAGCAGCUAUAGAAAUCUGUCAUAUUGCACUUAACACCACUUUCUGUCUCCAAACACAAAACUUCCUCUGUGGGCCUCUUCGCUACACCAUAGAAGAUGCAGCACAAGUGGGGUUCCAGGAAGAGUUUUUGGAGUUCCUCUUUGGCUUCCAUAGGACACUGCGCCGACUACAGCUCCAGGAGCCUGAGUAUGUGCUCAUGGCUGCAAUGGCCCUCUUCUCUCCUGACCGGCCUGGAAUAACCUGCAGGGAGGAGAUCGAUCAGUUGCAAGAGGAGAUGGCGCUGACUCUGCAGAACUACAUCCAAGGCCAGCAGCCACGACCCCGGGACCGGUUUCUAUAUGCGAAGCUGCUGGGCCUGUUGGCUGAUCUCCGAAGCAUUCACGAUGCAUUUUGGUACCAAAUCCAGAACAUCCAGGGACUGUCCACCAUGAUGCCACUGCUCCAGGAGAUCUGCAGCUGAGGCCCAAUCUACCUCCUUCCCCAGCCCCACCUGGACACGUUGGACUGGAAAGGGGAGAAUCCUGGGGCCAGAGGUUGGAGACAGUAAACAGGGAGCCCAUUGGUUGCAGAGAAAGAUUAAAGCAGUAACUGCGUCUUCA